Homalodisca vitripennis (glassy-winged sharpshooter) is the source of this 1707-nucleotide messenger RNA. RefSeq names its product histone-lysine N-methyltransferase 2B-like. The record is from RefSeq and is a predicted model, not a curated record. Lineage: Eukaryota; Metazoa; Arthropoda; Insecta; Hemiptera; Cicadellidae. The transcript is spliced from 24 exons. Bases 146 to 1588 code for a protein of 480 amino acids.
CUGAUUCAAUUGACAGUUAAAUGUAACCAAACAUGAUCAAGUAAGACCCUUUCAAGAAAUUCUCAAGACAAAAUUCAAAAUUUUUAGUGACAUAAUAACUUAUAGUUUUAUUCUGUAUACAUAAAGAGACCCAGAGGCUUCCAUUAUGGGGGAUAGAAAUCCGUGUGAUCGUGUGCGACUUACAAAAUGUGCAAGACCUUGUCCCAUUGUUGGAAAUGUAGCGCCAUUGCAGCCCACCAGAGUUGGACAUCCAAGGUCACCGCGUCCUUCACCUGUAUGCGAACCUGAACCGCCUUGUCCUGAACCCGAAUCUGAUUGGAAUUUUAUGGAUCAAGAUCUUCCGAGCUGCCCAUUUGACCUUUUGGAACCUCAAGCACGGCUGUAUGACACAAGCAUGCAAGUCUGCGCUGAACCAGGUAGUCCAAUACCAAUGGGCAUUAGUGAACAAGAAAAAAUGGCAGCGAUAUUCGAAUUCGACCCGUGUUAUACAAGACCAUCGCCGCAGGCUCGUAGAGUUUCUUUCGAACAGCCGGGAGAAGGGGCGGCUGACGACUUGGCCUCCAUAUUUGGUUGCCCGCCAACACCUUGUCCACCAAUGGAUGCGGCGGAUGUUUGUGAACCUGCACCAGUUUGUCCACCAACGGAUGUUUGUGAACUUCCACCAGCUUGUCCACCAGCUUGUCCACCAGAUGUAGAGGAUGACGAUGAUGAUGACCUGGGGAUCUUGGAGAUUGAAGAGAUAUAUACAUUGGAAGAAGAGUUCCUGACAGCAGUUACUGAGCCACCUGGAGCCGCUUGUGCACCUGAGGAGGAUUUAGAUUACUUUGAAGUAGACGAUGCUGAUGAUCCCACAUUUGCUUACGACCCACAUGUUGGAGAAAAUUUUGAUCAAUUUCAAUUGCGUGUGAAUGAACCCAGAAGGGUAACUGCAGACGAAUGCGCAUUCAGAGAUCUAGAAAUGAAUGUUUCUGAAUUGCCAUCGAAACGUAUGGCUCUGCGGAGUAGAAAAUACAAGUACGAGGACUGUCUGAAACCUCGCGCUCCACCUCGUCAACAGUGCCCUCCACCGGAGGAACCUCCUUGUCCUCCAGAGCCGCCUUGCCCACCAACGCCUCCUCCGCCUAGUCCACCUGCACCCCCUCCAAAACAAACUCAGCAAAAAAAGACUUCCAAAGCUAGGACUAGGAAGUCUCUGUGCCCCCCAAAGGAGAGGGUAUCCCUUUUACCUCCUUAUAUGCAGGCUAGAAAAGCAGCUGCAGAGUCCACCGCAGGUCCUUCGAGAGCCACUGGCCAAAAACUAACGAGCGGUCAAGGACGAGGACUGGUUCGCCCUAAGAGUCAACAUGGUGCUGCGGGAACUUCAAGAGGUACUGGAAUACCGACCGGUAGGGGAACCGGACUUAGAAGACCAACUACUGGAAAUAAUUGUAGGGAAGAAAGACGACCAAUGACAGGCCAUGACGUAGAUAUGGAUUUAGUCAGAGGUAACAUAGCUCCACCUGGAGCUGCACCACCAAAUCCGUUUUGUCCUCCAGAAAAACGACCUUCGCGUAUCAGCCAGUUAGCGCAGCCCAAGCGACGUUGUUAACGAAAAAAGAAAAGAAAAGAUCCACAUUUGCAGUCAUCCGUAGUUGGCCGUUACACAGUGAAGUAAUAUUAUGCAUACAGAAUAAAACUAUCAAAGUUAUACAACUUUAUGGUACUAAA